AUGCAAAGCAAUAGCUCAUCAAACAACAACAGUAGCGCACAUUACAAUAUGUCGACAAACUAGUCUCUUAAGUACUAAAAUCUUCAAUAAUAAAUUCUAUCACAAAAGCAAGGUACUUACAAAACUCCAACCAAGAAAAACUCAAGUAAGAUCUAGUCUUCAUUGGCAAGCAGGGAAAAUACCAUAAAUGGCAAAUAAAGUGCUGUGCAAUCAAAAUACUAAUAAAGCGCUAGUAAUAAUCAUCCUGCUAUAUUGAGAGAGAGCCAGAACAGACCACCUACAGCUCAUACUAUGAAUCAAAGUCACUAAAGUUCAACUCAAAAGGGAAAUCUCGAUUUAAUGCAAAACCUUCACACUCAAGAAAUUGGAUGUGCUGGCAAUAACACUGGAGUAUAAAAUGACAAACCAGAAAGCCCUUGUCAACUUUAAGUUACUCCUUAGGAAAAUUAUCAAACAAAUAAGAGUUCCCAAUAGCAAAAUCAAUAAAUUCCAUCCUCCACUAGAUCAGCAAGUUAGGGAGCAAACAAUAGAAUGAACACAAAGUCUCACACAAGAUCUAACGGAAAAAGCAAAUCAAGAGCCUAAGUAAAUAAAAGUCAGUAUGAUCAAACUAUUUCACCAGCAAAGAGAUCUGUUUUGUCACCAGUAAAAGUCACCAUUGAGCAAUAUGAGGAAAGGCUAAAUCAUGAUCACCUAAAGUCUGCAAUUACUGCUUUAAAUGAGAAACUUAAAUACUAUGAAAAUGUUGAUUAGGAAAGAGCAAUUCUCAAGGAUCAACUUGACCAAUCAGAUCAAGCCAGAGAUGAAUUAAGAAAUAACAUUAAGGAGACUGCUGAGAGAAUAAGAGAGGAGAAAGAUAAGAAUAUCAAGUAUCAAGAAAUCCUUAUUAAUGAGAAUUAGAGUUUAAGCAAGUAAAUCCUUAUAAUCACUGAGAUGUUCUCUAAAAAGGUGGAGGAAUUCGAUGAUCUCAAGCAGACUUUAUCUAUGAGAGAAAAUCAAGUCAAUGCACUCACUCUUGACAAAGCUAAUCUCUAAGAUUAUAAAGAUAAAUAUGAACGUGAGUAUGUCUAGCGAGAAGAUUUAGCUAAGAAAUUCGUUAUAAUGAAUGAGUUGUUGGAGUCUCAAGGCAGAGAGUACUCACAAAGAAUUGAGGAGAUAAUAUCUGAAAAACAGCAAGUAGUUACUGAAAACCGCCAACUUAGAACCUAACUCAAUGAGGCUUACAAUGAAAUUGCUGAAUUCAAGGAAAGGUUAGACACCUUGAACUCAGAACUUGACAGAAGAGAUGGCUAGUUAGAGCAAGAGAAGACUAAAGUCAUCUGCCUUGAGAACAUCAAAGAGAUUAAUCAAAGAGUUAACAAUGAGCUAUUGCAAAUGAAAGGAGAAAGAGAUCAGUUGAAUCAAACCCUAAUGAGAGUCCUCUAAGACAACGAUAAUAUCUGCAAGUAGAUGCAAGAUGAAUACAACAGAAUUGCCUAAGAGAGAAAUAACUUAAAUCAAGAAUUGAAUGAGUUAUUCCAGGAGAAAUCUGAGAAAGAUAUUGUCAUCAAGAAUCUUACCAAUGAAAACUUAGAACUAAAUAGCAGAAUGAAUGCUCUUGAGUAACUUCUUUGCGCCAAAGAAGAUCAAGAUGCUAAGAUUGAUCAACUGACUAAUGCUUAUCACAGACUUAAUUAAAAUAAGGAUAAGUACAAGAGUGAUUUAGAAGUGUGUACUAACUACUUACUUGAAGUAGAGGAAAAAUGUUAAGAAGCUCAGAAGACCUCACUUGAAUUACUUUAGUAGCUUAAGGAGAGAGAACAAGAAAUUGAGCAUCUAUAAGAGGUGAUUCACUAACUUCAAACAAACGCUUAAUAUGUUCCCUCCAAUGUGUUUGUCUAUCACCCAGUCAAGGAUGAUCCAGUAGAUAGAAGACUUGCUGAGUACAUCAAUAACGCUCCUAUUAAGCUUAGAGAUUACAUGAAGUUUGAAAGAGAAUCAGAGGGUAUAUACAAGUAUGGAAAGAAGAGAGUCUUCAUGAAAAUUGAGAAGGACUAAAUCAUUAUUAGAGUUGGAGGUGGUUAUUUGACAAUUGAAGAGUUUAUUGAGCAAUAUUGUGACACUGAUGCUAGUAAAAAGAGACUCUUCGGUUUGAUCUACAGUGGCCAAUGUUCAGGUAGCAAAGAGUUCAAGACUUUCUACUUUACACAAAAGACUCUAAAUGGAAAGGCUAGUGGCCAUUCAGAGGCUUUGACAGAGGGAGACAUGGUUAACUAAAACCUUGUUUGUGAUGAUUAUGAUGACAAUGAGCAUGCCCCUCAAUAUGAACAACAACCUGACUAUAUUGAGUGA
This is a messenger RNA of Stylonychia lemnae, 2331 nucleotides long. NCBI's taxonomy places the organism in Eukaryota, Ciliophora, Spirotrichea, Sporadotrichida, Oxytrichidae. The record is from the annotation of a GenBank genome assembly.